Prunus armeniaca (apricot) is the source of this 465-nucleotide messenger RNA. Lineage: Eukaryota; Viridiplantae; Streptophyta; Magnoliopsida; Rosales; Rosaceae. The record is from the annotation of a GenBank genome assembly.
AUGGUGAAGCCUCUUGGUGUCUUUUCAAUAGUUCGAAGUGGAAAUGGAGCGGAUAUUUGGGGUUUGUAUGCAAGGUGGCACAAAAUGAAAGGAGACCUUACAAUGUGCUCUGAAGCUUUAUUAAAGCAAGUUAGAUCAUACCAGGGAUCUGAUUUGUGGAAAGAUAGAGAUCGGUUUAAGAAGUUUGCUCAAUCAUCCUUGGAACUCUGUAAGGUGUACAUGGAAAUUUCUGCGUCUACUGGUAGCCGUCGUGAACUGCUUACAGCAGAGAUGCACCUAAAGAACACAAUUAAACAGGCUGUGAGUUUCUCAGACAUGGAAGAACUUCAGGAUCUUAAAGCUUGCCUUCAUCAAGUGAAAGAGAGGGAUUGGGGUUGGGAGGAAUUAGAGGAGGAAGGUGUGGGUUGCGGCAAUGGAGGAAGGGGAGGGUUGUGGAUGAAUUUCCGAAUUUACCCUCAUUUUUGA